Molecule: messenger RNA, 1620 nt
Organism: Fukomys damarensis (Damara mole-rat)
Lineage: Eukaryota; Metazoa; Chordata; Mammalia; Rodentia; Bathyergidae
Product: F-box only protein 34-like
Source: RefSeq, a predicted model, not a curated record
AUGAAAAAGGCAAAAUUACAAUGGACACCACUGAAGGAAGUCAACAGCAGGUGCGACCAGUCUGAGCCAUUUGCCUGUGGCAUUGAGCACUGUUCUGUGCAUUACAUGAAUGACAAUGGUGAUGGCGUCUAUGCCAGGAGGCCUCUAUCAGUUAUACAGAUGGUUGCCUCUCUCAAGCAAAGAGCCAGUGCUCUGCCAGCUAGCUGUGCAAAAAACUGCACAAACUCACCUGCCAUUGGGAGGUUUUCUGGUCAAGCCAGAGGCAUACCCUCAACCCCUGAGCCCUUCUCUGACCCAGGAGCUUGUGAAGAACCCCUAGAGAGGGGAAAUCCUGAGGUUGGAGAACCACAAAGUGAAUCAGUCCAUGUGCUUGACAUGGUAGCCAGGCUGAAGUCUGAGUGCCUGAAGAGGCAGAGCCAGCCUGAGCCUGGGAGCCUGUCACAAAACAGCAGCUUCCGUCAAAAUGUGGGCAGAAUGUUGCUUGCAAAUGGCAGUGAGGCUGAUGAAGGCAGAACAAAAAAAGGUGCAUUGGAGGUACCUGACACUCAGGUGAAUCCUGUGCAAUCUGUGUAUGUGCACUGUGGGCCUGAAAGAGUUGACCAUUGUUCUCCUACAGGGGACUGGGCCUGGUACGGUGUCCCUCAGGAUUGUCCCUGUGUAGCAAUGGAGCUAGGUCAGCAAACUACCACAAAAAUGAGAAACAGGUAUGAUGUGGAAAUGACAGAUGAGCUUGAUGGAUCACCUUUUUCUUCUCACACUUGUCCUCGAGCCACUAAAUUGCCCUCAGAUGCUAUUGUUUGUGUAAGUAGAGAGCUUGUACCACUCACUAAUAAAAAGCCCAAUCAGAGAACAAUCAAAUCUUUGUGCAUUAUUGUCACUGUGUCCAAGGCAAAAAAAUACUGGUCUUCUGGUUUAAGCUCUCAUGAAGAACCACUCCCAGGGAUGUUCUUUUUGCCACCUGGUCAGCAUCAGUUGGACUGUUCCCAGUUGAAUGAGUACAGCCCCAGGAUAUUAGAGAGUAGCCAGCUUGAAAGCACUGCUGAGAACUAUGCUGAGAAGAGAAGUCUUUCAACCAAGCCUCGUACACUACCAGCCUCUGCAAUGGAAAGCACAUUGCCAGUGAAUGAAGCAUCUACUUGAAAGAAGCAAGUGUAUCAUGAUUUUGUGGAGACCAGGUUUAAAAUCCAACAGCUUCUACAGCCUCAGCACUACAUGGCAUGUCUCCCCCACCACAUUUUGGUGAAAAUUUUCAGGUUACUUCCCACCAGGAGUUUGUCUCUUAAAUGUACCUGCUGCUAUUUUAAGUUUGUCACUGAAUAUUACAACAUCAAGCCAGCAGAUUCACCCUGGGUUUGAGACUCAUGCUAUAGAAAAGAUCCCUGCAAGCAAUGCAAGAAAAAAUAUAUGAAAGGGGAUGUGUCCCUGUGUCAGUGGCACCCAAGCCCUAUCACCAAGCACUGCCCUCUGGGCUUGGAUACUGGAUUGCUGCACUGGUCUCAGAAGGGUUUUCCUGGCUGUAAACUGGGGCUUCAAGACAAUCACUGGAUCCCAAUCUGUCACAGUUUUAACCAGGCAGUAUGUAAAAAAGCAAGAGGGAGUGGGACUGAAGAGGAAGACUAA